Molecule: messenger RNA, 1389 nt
Organism: Lasiodiplodia theobromae
Lineage: Eukaryota; Fungi; Ascomycota; Dothideomycetes; Botryosphaeriales; Botryosphaeriaceae
Product: Alpha beta hydrolase fold protein
Exons: 4
Coding region: 1-1389 (462 amino acids)
Biological process (GO): proteolysis
Molecular function (GO): peptidase activity
Source: RefSeq, a predicted model, not a curated record
AUGAUCAAGAUAUCCCCCGCCAAGAUCCUUGAGCAGCGCUCACAUAUCGUGUCCGGCAAACUCAAAAUCACCGAGUACUUUUUCGAAGUUCCCACGCAUUGGCACAAGCCCGACUCGCGUCCGCUCCGGCUCUUCGCGCGCUCCGCCCGCAAGGCCGAAAAGCCCGCGGACCCCACCAGCUCCAGCGAGGAAGACGAGUCCAAGAAGCAGCUCCCCUGGCUCGUCUACCUCCAGGGCGGGCCCGGCUUCGGGUGCCGCUCGCCGCAGGACGUCGGCUGGACCCAGCAGGUGCUCGACCGCGGCUACCAGGUGCUGAUGCUCGACCAGCGCGGUACUGGACUCAGCUCGCCCGUGUCGGCCAGCACCCUCGGUCUGCGCGGCGACGACGACACCCAGGCUAACUACCUGAAGUCAUUCCGCGCGGAUUCGAUUGUUAGGGAUGCGGAGGCUGUGAGGCUGGCGCUGACGGAGGGGUGGCCUGAGGAGAAGAGGAAGUGGAGUGUCGUGGGCCAGAGCUUCGGCGGGUUUUGCAUCACGACGUAUUUGAGCUUUUAUCCCGAGGGUCUGAGGGAGGCGUUUUACUUUGGAGGCUUGCCGCCGUUGGUGAGCGAUCCGGAUGAGGUGUAUGCGCGGACGUUCCGGAAGUUGAAAGAGCGGAAUGAGGCGUAUUACCAGAAAUAUCCGGAGGACGUGAAGAGAGUGAAGGAUAUCGUGAAGCUGCUGAGAAGGUUCGGGGAUAGCACUGUGAGGCUUUCCGGCGAGGGAAGUUUAUCAGCGAGGAGGUUCAUGCAGCUGGGAAUCAACUUUGGCUUCCACGGCGGAUUCGACAUGAUCCAUGACCUCGUCCUGCGCUGUUCCAACGACCUUUCCGUCUUCGGCCACCUCACUCGCCCCACCACCUCCCUCAUCGAGCAGACCAUGCCCUUCGAUGAUCACAUCAUCUACGCCAUCCUCCACGAACCCAUCUACUGCCAAGGCAAACCAUCCAACUGGUCCGCACACCGUGUCCAACAAGGUCUACAGGAGUUCUCCCUCGACAAGACCGACGACUCGCCCCUCUUCUUCACCGGCGAGAUGGUCUUCCCGUGGAUGCUGACCGACUACACCGAGCUGCGCGCCCUGGCCAACGUCGGUGAGAAGCUCGCCGCCGAAACUGAGUGGCCGCCGCUGUACGACGAGCAACAGCUGGCCCGCAACGAGGUGCCGACCUAUGCCGCCGUGUACAUGGAGGACAUGUACGUCGACUUCAACUUCAGCACCGAGACGGCGAAGAAGAUCAAGGGCUGCAAGACGUUUGUGACGAAUGUCAUGUAUCACGAUGCGGUCAGGAGCAAGAUGGAUGAUGUGUGGAAGAAUAUUUGGGCUUUGAGGGACGAUGUCAUUGAUUAA